UACGUAAUAUACCAUUGGAGAGAGGCGUAAAGCCAAAUAAACGACACCGUUUUUAAUUGAAAAAUACAUAUUUGGGGGUGGGUCUCACAAAUUUCACCAAACACAUUUUAAUAACAAAAAAAAAAAAAUUGAAGAAGAAACUGAAAGCAAGAAACAACAAUGGCGGCAAAUUCAAACUCCAAACGACACAAAGCAGAAGAACAAAACGACGGAAUUGACAGAAUAAGCAGUCUACCAAACUCCUUACUAUGUUACAUUCUAUCCUUCCUACCAACCAAAACCUGCGUUUCUACUAUGACUCUCGUCUCUCGCAGAUUUCGCAACCUCUGGAAGGAUCUCCAAACUUUCGAUUUCUGUGACAACUACGGUUUCGAAGGAUACGAAAAUGAAGACUACGACGACGAAAAUAUCAAAGAGUUCAUGCUCUUCGCAAUUUUCGUUAACGCCGUUCUCGCUCUCCGUAGGUCACGUGACAUUCGGAAAAUGAGUCUCUCUUGCAUUCACCACCAACGAACAACUGUUGCUUAUUCAGUUAACACGUGGAUACGAACCGCCAUUGGACCCCACCUUGAGGAAUUUCGUCUCAUCGUAUGUUGCAUAGACGGACUUAGCUUCAACCUUCCUCUCACUCUCCUCUCUUGUGCUAACCUCGUCUCUCUUUGUCUUGGUGGUGAUAUCUUGUUUCAAUUGCAAGACUCUUCUGGGAUUUGUUUACACUCACUGAAGGUACUGCAACUACUAGAGAUCCAUCACUUGGAUGUGAAUUCCGUACAUAUUCUUUUCUCUGGCUGCCCCAUUCUCGAAAAUCUGGAACUUUCGUUUUUUCCCGAAUCUUUUGCCAGACUUUGUGUGCCAUCUUACUUGAAGAGGUUGAUAAUCUCUGUUGAGAAUCAGGUUGAGGCUUGCCUUGAAAUAAACGCGCCGGGUCCCAAGCACCUUAGUCUCACCAAUAUCACAUUUGGCAAUGCCGUUGGCAACUUGUACAACUUGGAAGAAGCAUAUCUUGGUGUAGAUUCCUCUCCUAAAAGUGAAUCUGUUGACCCUUUACUCAAUCUCCUCCGACCUCUAUCUGGAGUUAAACGUCUAGAGCUGCAUUGUUCAACAACAGAGUGGCUAUUUGAUGCCCCUUUUUUACAUAUUCCAGAAUUUUGCCAUUUGUUUCAUCUAGAGGUCUUUCUUCCCUCUUUCAACUUGAAGUUUCUGUUUGACACGCUUGAGAAAUGUCCUAUGCUUCAAACUCUCAUGAUUAACCACCGCAAGGAUCACUCGUUAGUCACUGAUGAUUCAUCACAUUCAUAUGGAUGGUUGGUAAAGCCUAAAACUGUUCCUAAGUGUCUCGUAUUCCACUUGACCUUUAUUCACUUUAGAGCAUAUCAAGGAAAUAUACACGAGUUGGAAUUUACUAGCUAUGUUUUGCAAAAUGGACUUGUUUUGAAGACAAUGCUUAUUUGUGAUUCUUGGUUGAAACAACCAAAGAAGUGGAAGGAAAUAAUUUCUGAUAUACCAAGGGGAUCUGCCAUGUGCCAACUUGAAUUUUACUGAGAUGUAUCACCUUCAGUGUGCUUUGCGGCUUCACUAAGAAGAUGACAAUGGCAGCAAAACUUAUGAAAAUGUAUUUUUCAUUUCAGCAAGUUCACAACUCUCUGGCAGUGACAGCUACUAUGAUUUUUGGGUAGACUAAAAUCAACACAUGGUAAAGAAAAGGUAAGAGUUCAUAUGAUGACAUGGACAACGUAUAGAUUGUAUUUGCUUCACAUUGUUUUUGCAUAUGGAACAAAAGUACAACUAAAUCUCACCCUUGAUCACCCAAGCUCAAGUGUAAAAUGUGUAAAAAAUGGUUAAAAAUCGUUUUAGUUCUAUAAAAUUGGCAUAUUUUCUUUUA
This is a messenger RNA of Cicer arietinum (chickpea), 1882 nucleotides long. RefSeq names its product F-box/LRR-repeat protein At3g26922-like. The record is from RefSeq and is a predicted model, not a curated record. Gene Ontology annotation, molecular function: protein binding. Lineage: Eukaryota; Viridiplantae; Streptophyta; Magnoliopsida; Fabales; Fabaceae.